Molecule: messenger RNA, 2625 nt
Organism: Periophthalmus magnuspinnatus
Lineage: Eukaryota; Metazoa; Chordata; Actinopteri; Gobiiformes; Gobiidae
Product: G-protein coupled receptor 22-like
Exons: 2
Coding region: 205-1740 (511 amino acids)
Biological process (GO): G protein-coupled receptor signaling pathway
Cellular component (GO): membrane
Molecular function (GO): peptide binding; G protein-coupled receptor activity
Source: RefSeq, a predicted model, not a curated record
GCGCUUCGAUUGAGGAGCCACUGAUCAGCAUGUGUUCGGUUCUUGCGCACUCUGAUCAUCAGGUUACCACAAGCGCACGCUGCCGAAAUGGGUUUCUACGCCCCACGUUAAAGCAUGGUGUCCAAGCUCUUACUCAUCCUUGCAUCAUGGAGACUUGCCCUGGUGCAUCACAGUAUCACAUCACCAGAGUGACAGGUGCAGUGGAUGAGCUCUGAGCUGUUCAUGGAGACUGAUAGCUACAUGUCCAAUCUGUCCACCACAGACUGGGUGGGGACAGUGGAGGUCCUCCAGCAGCAGGAGGAGAGCUCCACUGGGAGGCCUCCUUCCUGGUCUGAGCCAUACUCGCUGGGCUUUCAGGUUUCCCUUACUGCCUUCCUCAUGGUGGAGCUGGUCCUAGGCUUCAGCAGUAACCUGACAGUGUUGGUGCUCUACUGCUCCCAGUCCAACCUGGUGGACUCUGUGAGCAACAUGGUGACCGUCAGUCUGCAUGUGCUGGACGUGGCUGUGUGUGUGCUAUGCUUGCCUCUCACACUCAUGAUUGUUCUGCUGCCACAAGGAACCAACCUGGCCACUCUGUGCUGUUUCCAUGAGGCCUGUGUCACAUUCACCAGCAUCGCUACAGCGAUAAAUAUCCUGGUCAUCAGCCUGGACCGGUAUGAUAUCUCUGUCCGACCAGCCAACAGGCUUCUCACCACCCGACGAGCUGCACUCCUGCUGGCUGCAGUUUGGGUUAUCUCUGUGGCUGUGUUUUUUAUCCCUUUUUUUGAAAUGCAGUGGAUGAUUGAAGAGGACAAGGACCUAGUCUUGUCAUUAUCUUAUCCUGACACAUCCAACAUGGACGUACCUGCUUGGCAAAACAGAACUUCCUUGUGUGGUGGCGGGCAAGACUAUCACACAGGCCUUGCUAUGUACCACCUUGUCCUACAAGUGCCCAUUUUCUUCACCACAGUGGCAGUCAUGCUUUUUACUUACUCUCGAAUACUGAGAGCUUUGAACAUACGCAUUGGCUCUCACAUGAAGAACCAGCGUUUCAGGAGCUCCCACAGCAGGGGCCGUCCCAUAUGGCCAAAAAGCGAACAGAGUAAAAGAAAGGUGGGACUGAAAAAGGUGGACAGUGAAGAGUUGGGGGAAGAGCACUGUACCACCGAUGGGACUAAACAGAAAAGCCACCCUCCACUCAUCGCUUCUCCAUUGCCCACACCCACAGCUACAUCUCCUCCAGGGGUGUCCUCCACCCCCCCCCUGGUCGCCUCAGCUAAAGCUGCAGCUACCCCUGUGGCACCCACGAUGGGAGUCCAAGCCUCAGUAUCAGCCAUCAUCGCCCUGCGGCGGGCAGUGAGGCGUCACCGAGACCGCCGAGAGCGUCAGAGACGUGUGUUCAAAAUGUCCCUCAUCAUCAUCACGACCUUCCUGGGCUGCUGGGCACCGCUGUCUGUGAACAACCUACUGAUCCUCAGCAUGGGCCCCAGCCAGGCCCUGGUCAACCUCCGUCUGUGGUUCCUAGCCCUGGCCUAUGGCACUACAGUGUCACAUCCUUUACUCUAUGCUUUUACCCGCCAGAAACUGCGGCGAGCGCUUAGGUCAAAGGUAAAGAAGAGGGUAGUAUCAUUGCUCCAAGUGGAUCCCUCACCAGGGGGCACUGUCAUACACAACUCCUGGGUGGAGAACAGGAAAACCAGCCGGCAGGUGCGUCUGGAGGCGAGUGAAGGUACAGACCGCUGUUUAGCAGAAGCACUGUGAGAAAGCAUGUGUAGUCAGUACAACAUGCAGUUACAGUUGUGCUCCUGUAACAUGCUCACUGGAUGUUUUACACUGUCACGAAGGCAGAGGAAGCAGGAUGCAGGCCUCACUCUCAACAGCACUGUCCAACGGAGACUAAUCAUACUGUUGAGUUGUGUUUACACAUAAAGACAUAUGAAGAAGAGUUCUCCUGGUGGUGCUUACAUAAUGGCCCCAAAGAUCGUGUUUGCACCUACUGAUUCACCAAGGCAGCUUCAGAACAUUCUCAUAUGUUAAUAGACAUUUAUUUUAAACUAUGUUGUAAGUGGUACAGUGUGUACAGAAAAACUGAAUAUUUGGCUCUGUGGAGACACUCCUUAUGUAACGUUACACUCUUUAUGAGCUCACUUUUGUGAAGCCCUUUGUGAACACAUUGUAAUGAUUUGUAAAGUGUUUGGUAUAAUUUCACUCAGCUUCUGUCAGUGAACACACUCACCAAGUUUUAACUAUUGUUAAAAAUGUAAAUAUUUUCCUCGCUGUAAUAUGUCAGUGCCCAACAAACACAUUUUGACAGAACCUUUUCACAGAUAAAAUGUACCAUAAAAUUAGCUAAAUAUUUUGUCAAUUCUGUGGCUUGGUAUUUUGACAUGCUUUACAUGUAGUAGCAGCAGCACAUUUGAGGCAUUCACUCAGGGGUGUGCUUCGCCUCUGUGUCCAGCACUAUUCACACAUUUGCUUGUUUCUUUAAAGUAGACAUACAUAGAUCUGUACUUUGUAGGCUAUAGCCUAUACAAUCCUGCACAAAAUGCUUUUAGCCUAAGUGUCUGACUAAAUGUUUAUGAAAUCACAAGGGUGUGUUUAAAGUGCGCACAAAUAAAAUCAUAAAUAAACAGACAUAUUUUAUCU